CACGUACAUGUAGAUUAUAGCAUAGGAGGAGGCUGCGUGUCAUUGUCGUCUUUCAAAAGACAAGCUGGAUCAGGAAUUCCCAUUGUAUAUAAAUUAUAGCCACGCUGCGCACUUUGGUCGAAAAUCAUUAAUACACUUGUUUUUUGACGCUCACAAUUGGUCAGGGGAGUAAAAUAGGGCCGUAGGCUAUAAUGUGGUUUAAAACGCUGUCUGUCUCAAUGUCUGUGGUUGUGAUUCCGCUCGAGUCGCAGAGCACGUUUCGCAACACUGUCCAUUGUGUCAGCAGAGUUCUGCCAGUGACAUGUCUAAAUUGGCCAACAUGAUUAACGUAGGCUGUUGUAUACUAGGCAAACGGUCAUGGAACUUUCGUGGUAUUAUGGCCUAUUAUUUGCUGCAAGAAUUGCUUUUGUGUGCCUAUAUCCACACCUGUCAGUUGUCUGUCUGUCGUGUCUUUCAAGCAUUGCUACAUCCGGGUUCCAGUGAUGGAUGGAGCACAGGUCCAAUCAGUAGCUAGGGGCUUGAUUGCUGGGGGUAACUGAAGCUGUGGUUACCAUGGCGGCACACUUUGACACAGAGUACCAGCGCCUAGAGGCUUCAUACAGCGACUCUCCACCCGGAGAGGAGAACCUACUGGUGCACAUACCUGAUGGAAACAAGUCCCCGUGGCACCACAUAGAGAACCUGGACCUGUUCUUCCAGAGGGUCUAUAACCUGCACCAGAAGAAUGGCUUCACCUGUAUGCUGCUGGGAGAGGUCUUUGAGCUGGUCCAGUUGCUGUUUGUGGUAGGAUUCACAGUCUUCUUGGCUAACUGUGUGGACUAUGACAUUCUGUUCGCUAACAAGUUUGUCAACCACACCGACUCCUCCAAAGUCACACUGCCUGACGCCUUCCUGCCUGUGGACGUCUGCGGUGCAAGUAUCCGUGACAAUGUGGCAGUGAUGUUUGUGUUGAUGAUAUCUGGAGUGUUCUGGCUGCAUCGCCUCAUCAAGUUCAUCUACAACGUCUGCUGCUACUGGGAGAUACGCUCCUUCUACACCAACGCACUCAAGAUGAGCAUGGCAGAGCUGCCAUACUUCACAUGGCAGGAGGUUCAGGCCCGGAUCGUUGAGAUCCAGAAGGAACACCAGAUCUGUAUCCACAAGAAAGAACUCACAGAACUGGACAUAUACCACCGUAUCCUGCGCUUCAAAAACUACAUGGUUGCCAUGGUAAAUAAGUCCCUCCUUCCUGUGCGUUUCCGCCCGCCACUGCUCGGGGAGAGUGUGUUUUACACCCGCGGCCUCAAGUACAACUUUGAACUCAUCUUCUUCUGGGGGCCAGGCUCUCUGUUUGAGAGUGAGUGGAGUUUGAAGCCGCAGUAUAAGAGAGGUGGUAACAGGUUGGAGCUGGCAGACAAACUGGCAUCACGUAUACUGUGGAUCGGCAUCGCCAACCUCUUACUCUGUCCUGUCGUACUGGUCUGGCAAAUACUGUAUGCCUUCUUCAGCUAUACAGAGGUGAUAAAGCGUGAGCCAGGUAGUUUGGGAGCGAGGUGUUGGUCUCUGUACGGUCGAUGUUACCUUCGCCACUUCAAUGAGCUGGACCACGAACUGAUGUCACGGCUCAGCAAGGGCUACAAAGCGUCCUCUAGGUAUAUGAACUGCUUCCUGUCCCCGUUGCUGACGGUGGUGGCUAAGAACGUGGCGUUUUUUGCUGGCUCCCUAUUGGCUGUCCUCAUUGCGCUGACCAUCUACGACGAAGACGUCCUCGCCGUGGAACACGUCCUGUCGUCCAUCACCCUGCUGGGAGUGUGUAUCACUGUCUGCAGGUCUUUUAUCCCAGACAAACACCUGGUCUACUGUCCAGAGCAGCUGCUCAGGUUGAUCCUGGCUCACAUCCACUACAUGCCAGACCACUGGCAGGGCAACGCCCAUCGCUACGAGACACGAGACCAGUUCUCACAGCUCUUCCAGUACAAGGCUGUGUUUAUCCUAGAGGAGCUGACCAGCCCCCUGGUGACUCCCUUCAUCCUGAUCUUCAGUCUGAGGAGGAAGUCUCUGGAGAUCAUUGACUUCUUCAGGAACUUCACCGUGGAGGUGGUAGGGGUGGGAGAUACCUGCUCCUUCGCUCAGAUGGACAUCAGACAGCACGGUCACCCCGCGUGGAUGUCUGAGGGGAAGACAGAGGCAUCUAUUUACCAACAGGCGGAGGAUGGGAAGACUGAGCUGUCCCUGAUGCAUUUUGCCAUCACCAACCCCCAGUGGCAGCCCCCCACCGAGACCACUCACUUCAUCAGCCAGCUGAAGGAGAGAGUACAGAGAGAGACUACAGGAGACAGACAGACUCUCACCUCACUGUCGGGGUCAGAGCCAAGGAGUCUCAUAGCUAACUUCCUGGCAGGUCCCCCCUCAUUGGCCUCUCUUCAUCUGGGGCGGGACGGCUCCUUGACCGAUCACGGGCCGGUGGGUGUUAAUGACGGAGCGUCAGCCUUGCGCUCCCUCUCAGUCAGCAGCACGAGGGGCAGCUGUAGCUCCGCCCAUAGGUCGGCCGGACACGCCUCUUCUGCAAGCAGAGCCAUGCCGGGAUCAAGUACUGAUGCUCGAACUGCUAGUUCAGGCAGUAGUGUGUGGGAAGGUCAACUGACUAGUCUCGUCCUAUCAGAAUACGCCUCCACGGAGAUGAGCAUCCACGCACUCUAUAUACAUGAGCUCCAUAAGCAGCAGUCUGGAGGGGAGUUGUCCCGGCACACCUGGCACAGGCAGGACAGUGACGACAGUAGUGACAGCGUCACUGAGGAGGGGGGUUCAGGGGGAGGGAACCCUAACCCCCGAAACCUCAUCCCCCGCUCACACACCUUCCCUAUCUCCACCCCUAUCUCCACCCCUGGCCCUAUUCCCAGCUCUAACUCGGGCCCUAACCCUGACCGAGGUACCACACCGGGGCAGGAAGUGACACCACUCCAGAGCAACAGCCAGCGUCGCUACGGGGGAAACACGGACUCUGUUGGCCCGGGGGGCAGAGUGGUGAGGUCAGCGCGUGUGCCCAUGGGGGGUUGGGCAGAGGAGGGACGUGGAGGCCGACACCCCGACACUGUACCUGAGGAGGGCUCAGAGGACGACAUGCCUCCCAACACUCACAAGGUGACGUAACUGACCAGAGAUCCCACCCUCAUCCUACCAGAGAAGAACCUUCUGCUGAUCUGUGAACUUUUGACCAUGGCUUCACCUUUGACCCCAGAUGGAUAGACCUGUGGGAUAGCAGCAUGCCAUGUUAUUCACUCUAGGCUAGAGAAAAACAAUCGAGUAACAGUGUGAAGAUGACCAGGACUUUUUCUUGACACCCUCCUUGGAUGACACUUUAGCCAAUCAAGUGACGGUGGUUGAUGACUUCAUCAUAACUGGCAGCAUGGAACCCGUAGCAUAUUUAUCGGCUUUUAUAGUUGCGUCCUAGACACUAAUCUAAGGUCAGCUUUAUGGUUUCUCUCCGUAACGGUUAAGGUUAGGAUUUAGGGAGGGUAAGCUGAUCCUAGAUCUGUGCCUAAGGGCAACUUCUAUCCAGAAAUGACUUUUUCUUCUUUCAUUCAUUUGCAAAUCAGGUGUGGGUGUAAACUGCCAGUAAUGUACCUUUUAAAAAAAAGAUUUAGUAGUUUGUCAUUUUUAAAUUCUUUGUUUUUUCUCUUUGUUGUUUAUAUUUAUUGCACUUUCAGAGAAAAAUUGGGUUCAUAUAUAUAUAUAUAAGAUUGGUCUGCUAAGAGGUGUGUGUACAAUCUACCGCCCAAUCCCCUAGGAUUCCUAGUGCCAGUGUAGGUAUACUUCGGUGGAAGUCUGCUCUCCUGUCAUAUUCCAUAUACAUACAUACACACAUAUAUAUAUAUAUAUAUAUAUAUAUACAUACAUACACAUAUAUAUGUGUAUAUAUAUAUGUAUAUAUAUAUGUGUAUGUAUGUAUAUGGAAUAUGACAGGAGAGCAGACUUCCACCGAAGUAUACCUACACUGGCACUAGGAAUCCUAGGGGAUUGGGCGGUAGAUUGUACACACACCUCUUAGCAGACCAAUCUUGUUGUACAAAGACCUCCUAGACAUGAAGCAGGCACUGAACCGAUAUACACCGUGUGCAUAGACAUACUGGUAUGAAUCAAAUCAGGACGUUGGACUGUUCUAAGUAUAUCAUCGAGGUGUAGAUGGUUAAUAAAUAGGGAUAUACAAGAAACUCAUCAUAGUUAUUGCUUUUGUGUCAUACAAACAAUAUUUUAAAUGGAAGAUAGCAAACUUACCGGGCUGGUUGUAACGUGUAACUUCAGCCUCUUCGGUGCCAUAUUUAAGCGCUUGAAGCGGCAAUCCGCAGUUGAAAUGAUACAAAGCACCCCUCACCACUGUUUCAGUAAAAGGUUGAAGGAUGAGGCUGGAGAAAUGGAACCACACUCAAAUUCAUUGACAGAGCUGUGGAUGCAAGGACUGACCAUCCAUUCCGUUUUUAACCAUGUUUUGAGACGAUACAGGGUUUUUGUUACAUUUACAAGUUUAUAUUUUGGCUUCUGAUGGGGUACGACAGUUGAACUAAGCUCAUGGGGCAUUUAUAACGAAUACUCUCCAAGAAUCAAUGGGUUUAUAUCCAAAAAUGGACAUGUCCAAAAAUUGGUAUAGUAACUGCAGAUUGCCCCUUUAAGCACAAACAUCCCAUAACUAUACAGAAAUGAACCUUCAAUCAACACUAAUAGCUGGAUAGAUUAGUUAGCAUCAGACAAGUUGCAUGUUUUUCUGCCCAACUGUCUGAGGCAGAAAGAAUGCACCUUAUUGACUUUUAUUGAAUCCAAAGGAUGCCACUUUUCAUUGUCAGUAUAUUGAUUUUGAUCAGUUCAUAUUUGCAUGACUUUAUUUCAACCGGGGCUUGUGCCACCGUCAGAGAGUUGAGGUUGAGAUGCAUGGUGAUUUACAGGUGUUUUGUUUUUGUGGUUCACACUGACUCUGGACUCACAAGUAGACUAGCCUGGUUCCAGAUCUGUUGAGGUGAUGUAUAACCAGCCCCCAUAUGGUCGACCAUGCAGCACUAACAGAUCUGGGACCAGGCUAAAGAUGACAGAUGCUUCCAAUAGAUAUAGUCAGAGACUCUACAGCUGGGUAUUCAUUUCUAGAUGGCAAAGGUCAUCAGCGCAGCUCGCUUCAUUGAUUGAUAUAUUCAUGUAAUUGAGUGGCCAGUCAGAGAGUCCAAUCUGAAUCAGACCCUGGAUGAAAAUAGAAGGCAGACGUGGAGGAAUGGAUCUGAAUAAUGUAAAGGGUCUCCUGGGACACAGUGGAACAAGUUUAACAACAAGGUAGUAGAAUGCCUGAGCUGACACAUAUAGCCUAUCAGUUUUUGUUUUUAUAGAUUGUCUUGUAAAUUCCCAUUUUGUACAGUUGUAAAUCAUCAAUAAAAAUGUAUUUAAUAACUAUGUAA
This is a messenger RNA of Oncorhynchus kisutch (coho salmon), 5414 nucleotides long. Its product is annotated as autophagy-related protein 9A. Gene Ontology annotation, cellular component: phagophore assembly site; autophagosome. The coding region runs from base 553 to 3129 and encodes 858 amino acids. NCBI's taxonomy places the organism in Eukaryota, Metazoa, Chordata, Actinopteri, Salmoniformes, Salmonidae. Gene Ontology annotation, biological process: piecemeal microautophagy of the nucleus; protein localization to phagophore assembly site; autophagy of mitochondrion. The record is from RefSeq and is a predicted model, not a curated record. The transcript has 19 exons.